Messenger RNA from Penicillium subrubescens, 807 nucleotides. RefSeq lists its product as uncharacterized. Bases 1 to 807 code for a protein of 268 amino acids. The record is from RefSeq and is a predicted model, not a curated record. The transcript has a single exon. Gene Ontology annotation, biological process: transmembrane transport. Gene Ontology annotation, molecular function: transmembrane transporter activity. NCBI's taxonomy places the organism in Eukaryota, Fungi, Ascomycota, Eurotiomycetes, Eurotiales, Aspergillaceae.
AUGAAUAGUGGACAAUUUUACGAGACUCCCAAGUUUCUCCUUGCCCGUCGUCGCGAUGCGGAAGCGACACAGCUGGUUAAGGACAUCGCCCUCUACAACAAGCGACAGACCUGGUUGACCGAAGCUUCCUUUGCGCGAAUUGAUUCCACGAUUGAUGCACAAGAAGAGCAAUUGGACUCCAAGUCCCGACUUCAGUCCCUGUUCGCCUCUUCGGGAAAUAUUGGGAUCGUCAGUCUUGUCCUUCUCUGGAUUGCUAUGGGUCUCACCUUUAUCCUAUAUCAAACCUACAUCAGUAAUUAUCGGGCUGUGCAUGGCGUUAGCAAAGUCAAUGCAAUUACCGUGACGAGAAGCUACCUAUACAGUCGCUAUUUAUACUCCGCUCUCUGCGCGAUUCCGGGUCCAAUCGUGGCCUCAUUCCUGGUCGAGGUGAAGGGUGUUGGCCGGAAACGUACAGGCGCUGGAAUUGCCGUUUUGACAGGACUGUUCAUGCUGGUCUCUACAACUUCUGGAUCGCAUGGUUCCGCCCUGGCUUUUGAGUGCAUAUUGAGCUUCUUACAAUAUACUGGUCUUGCGACACUUACACUCUAUACUGUGGAGAUUGUUCCAACUCCAACGCGAGGCUUCAGCCUCGGCGUCACGAGCUUCUUUUGGGGUUUAUCUGGGCUGAUUGCGCAUGUUGUUACUACGUUUGAGAGUACUACCGUAUCUGGCGGGGCCCCUGUUUGGUUCGUUGGGGCCCUUUGGGUUGUGCUGGCGGGCGCUUGGCUCGGCUUGCCGAUGGAAACACAGGCAAGAGCAGCCGCGUAG